Molecule: messenger RNA, 1713 nt
Organism: Wickerhamiella sorbophila
Lineage: Eukaryota; Fungi; Ascomycota; Dipodascomycetes; Dipodascales; Trichomonascaceae
Product: Poly(A) polymerase PAPa
Exons: 1
Coding region: 1-1713 (570 amino acids)
Cellular component (GO): nucleus
Molecular function (GO): poly(A) RNA polymerase activity; RNA binding
Source: RefSeq, a predicted model, not a curated record
AUGUCUAGACAGUUUGGGGUGACUCCUCCGGUGAGCACGGCAGGAUCGAAGCCGGAGGAUCGCAAAUUGAACGAGGAGAUGAUUGCGGAGCUAAAAGCGCAGGGCUCGUUCGAGUCUGAGGCGGAGACCCGCAAAAGAAUUCGGGUUCUCGACACCAUGAAAAAGCUCGCGAAUGAGUUUGUGUACCAAGUUUCUCUGACCAAAAACAUGAGCGAGGGGAUGGCAAGGGAUGCAGGCGGUAAAAUCUUUACUUUUGGUUCUUACCGCCUUGGCGUGUAUGGUCCUGGAUCCGAUAUCGACACCCUUGUGGUCGUUCCCAAGCACGUUUCUCGUGAGGCAUUUUUUGAUGUUAUGGACAAGCUGCUGCGCAAAUGUCCUGAAGUCGAAGAGAUCUCCCCUGUUCCUGAUGCGUUUGUGCCUAUUAUCAAGAUCAAGUUCGACGGCAUUUCUAUUGAUCUCAUCUGUGGACGGUUAGACCUCGCUCAAGUUCCUGCCUCGCUGACCCUCGAAAAUAACGAGCUUUUGCGAAAUAUUGACGAAAAAGAUUUGCGUGCUCUUAACGGUACACGUGUUACUGACGACAUUCUUCGACUGGUGCCCGAGCGCACCGUGUUUAAGCAGGCACUCCGCGCCAUCAAGCUGUGGGCCCAACGCCGAGCAAUUUACGCAAACAUUAUGGGCUUCCCAGGCGGCGUUGCCUGGGCCAUGAUGGUUGCGCGAAUUUGUCAACUGUAUCCUAAUGCAGUUGCUUCAACUAUCGUGAACCGGUUCUUUUUCAUCUACACCCGCUGGAACUGGCCCCAACCGGUUCUCCUCAAACACAUUGAAGAUGGACCCCUUCAGGUACGAAUUUGGAACCCCAAAAUAUACCCCCAGGACCGCUCGCACCGAAUGCCAAUCAUCACACCAGCAUACCCGAGCAUGUGCGCCACGCACAAUAUCACUGCGUCGACCCAGCGGGUGAUCAUGCAGGAGCUGAGUCGUGGAUUAGAGCUCACUCAGGAAAUUAUGGACGGUAAACGCACAUGGAAGGAUUUCUUCGAAAGGCACCGGUUUUUCCACGAGUACAAGUACUAUAUGAAGGUUGUUGCCGCUACAAAGGGGACUGCUGAGCAGCAUCUUGCCUGGAGCGGCUUCAUUGAGAGUAAAUUACGCCUUCUGGUACAAAAACUCGAGGUGAUCGAUGGCAUCGACCUUGCUCAUCCUUUUAAUAAAACUUUUGAUCGGUCGCUUCUCUGCAAAACUGAAGAAGACGCCCGAUUGGUGGCUGAUGGUAAGCCGCCCGUCAACCCGCUGAUUGUAAAAGAUACCGAAGUCAAAGAAGCAGACGAAGUGGCCAAAACAACUGCUUUAGACGGUAAUGGUGAGCCGGCCCAAGCUGACUUUACCGAAAAGGCCUCUCCCAACGAUGAGGGAAUUGCAGUGGAAACCACGCAUUUGUUUAUUGGUAUCGCUGUCAAGCCUGACCCGGAGGGCGGCAAACGUACUCUUGAUUUACAGUGGCCGUGCAACGAGUUCUACGAUUUAUGUCGUGGAUGGGCAAGCUACGAUGAAGAUGUAUUUAGCAUGUCGUUGAGCAUGACCCGGGGUUACCAGCUUCCGGACUUUGUUUUCGACGCCGACGAGGAGCGACCAUCGCGGGCGCGCAAACAUAAGCGUGCUGGCACGGCUAGCACCGAAGAAAAUGGCGACAUAAAACGCGCUAAGCAGUAA